Molecule: messenger RNA, 1613 nt
Organism: Aspergillus glaucus CBS 516.65
Lineage: Eukaryota; Fungi; Ascomycota; Eurotiomycetes; Eurotiales; Aspergillaceae
Exons: 3
Coding region: 213-1523 (436 amino acids)
Biological process (GO): regulation of DNA-templated transcription
Molecular function (GO): DNA-binding transcription factor activity
Source: RefSeq, a predicted model, not a curated record
CACUCGGGAUCAGCGUGUUGCCGGCACCUUACGCCAACUCGGUGCAUUCCUCCCCUCAGUGUCAUUCACUUUCGGGCUAUCAGAUCAGUCACCACAACAUUCACUCGACUGCUUCCCCUCUCUCUCGCCCCAAGCCAACGGUGCUAUUGGAGAGAGGAGGGCCUACGCCAUGCCCCAGUGUGCAGCGUCUGGCGAGCAACGGUGACGCCAAAAUGCCCGUGUCGCACAACCGUUCCUUUUCGGGCUCCUCGUCUGAUGACCUCUCUCCGACGCCUACAGCCGAAGAAUCCCACAGUCCGGUUGACAAGAAGAGGAAGGCAGACAGUGAGUCUCCCGAGAUGGAGAUGCGGGACUCUGAGCGUCCUCGGCCAGUCUCCUGGCCUUCGGGACCCGUGGAACCCCCGACGCAGCUUCCUCCUAUUGCUGUGCCUUCCAUCCUGAACCCGGCCAAGGGGGCAUCUCACGUCCGUAUGCCAUCCUCUCCCACCCCACGCUUCGCCCAAUCGUCAUCGGCCCACCCGGCCAAACGGCUCUCGCUUUCCCCGGGAUCGCAACAUCGCUCGAUGACCACACCCAUCUCGAGCAGCUAUCCCGGGAAGCUGAGCACUCAUAACUCUCCUCUGGCACAUGAGUCCCGGCCUGGUGUGUACAGCACGCCUGGAUCCCCGUUGACAUUGGACCCUCCGAUGAUGUCGUCUGCCCCGGCGCCCACAUCGACCUCUGUUCACUCUACGCCAACCUUCCACAGCCGGCGGAUCAGUGCGGGCCCAACUCCCAACCCAAGCCCGCAAGAAACCACCGCUAGCACUCCCCAGUCCGUCUACAGCCACUUUGGACGGUCGUCCCCUUCCUUGUCUGGGCCAUCGCAGGUGCCGCCCAUGAUGCAUCCUUCGCCCUACGGGACACCUGACUCUGCCAGCCGUUUCCCACCUGCGAUGGGAGGCCACCGUUACCCCACAGAACCUCCGAUGCAGAUGGACCAGAACGGCACACUGAUCCCGUGCGUCCUGGACCUCAAGUCCGGCUCCUCGAGCCAGGCAGAAAAGCGCAAGGCCAACAGCGAUGCAUCGCGCCGGUUCCGCAACCGCAAGCGGAAUGAGCUGCAGAUGGAGCAGAAGAUUACUGCCCAACAGGAGGAAAUGCGGAAACAGACCGACCUCCUGCAUCGCCAAACUCAAGAAAUCCGCGCUCUAGCGCAGGAACGCGAGUACUACCGCUCCGAGCGGGAUUUCUACCGGGAACAACUCGGUCGGGUACUCCCGCCCAGCCAGCUUCCUGCACGCCCAGCCUCACCUCGGGCACUAUCGUCUGUCAUGGAGAAGCCCGCAGACCGCGGCAACGAGUCGGUGUGGCAGCAGGGCGCAGCACCCGCGACAAGCCUUCCGGCCCCCAUCCCCGCCACGAGGGCGCCAGGCACAUGGACGACGGCACCGUCCGCAUACUCUACCGCUCCAACCGCGAACACCGUGGAGGAGCCUGCCCGAUCGUUGCCUCAGAUCUCUGCGACCUGGGCACGGUCCUAAUUGACUUCGUUUUUAUCUUCUCUUGAUUUAGAAGACUUUCUGCUGCAUGUCUUGAAGACGCCGGAAAGUCGUUGAUCAUGCCACCUAGUG